Molecule: messenger RNA, 1038 nt
Organism: Clonostachys byssicola
Lineage: Eukaryota; Fungi; Ascomycota; Sordariomycetes; Hypocreales; Bionectriaceae
Source: the annotation of a GenBank genome assembly
AUGUCAACAAGUGAAGACGUCACGUCUAUUGACCCUCAAGGUCUUGGACUAGUGCUCCUCGUCGUCACACUCUUCUUCACGCCUCUGACCGUGAUAGUCAUUGCAUUGAGAUGUGGAGUCAGACUUAAGCACAAUGUGUUUGGCAUGGAUGAUGCUCUUAUGGUUGUCGGAUGGGCUCUGUUUAUGGUUGUUGCCGGUCUUGUAUCAAAAGGAACCUAUUAUGGGCUAGGCGCGAGAGAUGAGCGACUGAACGAGUACCUUGUGGAGAAGAGUAAAAUGGUAAAGCCUUCCCAUCCAAAUUCAUUACGAUUCUCUGCUAAUUUGUCGAACAAACAGCACAUCUGGCUAUUUCAGACAUUUUACUGUUGCUCUCUAGUGUUUAUAAAGGCAUCCAUCUGCGUAACACUUCUGAGAAUCGCCGUUCUCAGAUCACACCGCAUCAUCACAUGGAUCACGCUCGCGACCUCAUGCAUCUCGACCAUCAUCGUUAUUGUUGGGUUAUUUGCGAUGUGCCGUCCUAUUAGGGCAAACUGGGAUACGAAAGCAGGGACGUGUUCCCCUCCUAUUGUCAUCACAAGCCUGAGUUACCUUGUUUCUGCUGCCGCUGUGGCUACCGACUGGGUCUGCGCUAUCUUACCUGGCUUCAUGCUCUAUAAGGCCCAGAUGAAAACAGCAACCAAGGUUUCUAUCAGUAUUAUUCUAGGCCUAGGUGUCCUGGCUUCGAUUGCGACUAUCGUCAGGCUUCCAUAUAUUAAAUUCUAUGCUGAAACCAUCGACUACCCAUACAACGUGGGAAAUAUUACGCUAUGGUCUGUUUUUGAGUCAGGAACAGGUAUAAUUGCUGGCUCUCUACCUUCUUUACGACGGCUUUUGAAGAACUGGGUCAACUUUGACUCGUCCGGUGGACACUCAUCAUCCAACGUCACACCAUAUGCGGGGGCAUUGAGGUCAACCGUGACAAAUCGAGACUGGGAGCAGUUGGAUGAUGCAUCUUCAAGUCGCAAGAUCUACGUCACAGUCGACAUGGAGAUGCAUUCC